GAGGGCAAACAAUGAGAACUAAUAAAGCACUUAAGCGGAUUGACGAGCAGCAACAAGGACAAGCGAAAGGACACUCAAGUGGAAGGCAGCAGCAGCUCAAGGAGCAACAGCAGCACCAGCAGCAUCAAUCAAAAGCACUUUCCAAGAAUCCACUGGCCGUAUGAUCAACGUGAUUCAGAUUGAUAAACAGACAAUGGAGGAAUCGCCUCAAAUGAGACGCGAAAUUGGUCGAAGACGUCCCUUACAGCUGCUGCAGCAGCAGUCAGAUGAGGAUGAGCAGCAGCAGGCGAGAACCCUGGAAGAGGAUGAUGACCGAGCUGCCACACCGUUGACAGCAAAUGGUUGCACCACCACGGGCCUGACAGCCUCCACCACCACCACCACCCAGAAGCAACAACCAACAACGGAUAUGCAACGAAACCACCUGCAAAAGAUGCCAACAACAAGAACCACAGCAACAGCAACAACAGAAGCAACAACCACAAUAGAAAAACCAACGAUAAAAACCAUUCCAAAAACUUCAACUCCAUCUGAAACGGCAGCAUCAGCUUCAGCAGCAUCCUGCUGCCCGGAAACAGCACCAACUUCAAGAUUAAACUCUGCCUGGACAUUAAGGAUAUUAGCUAAGUGCGGCGGUGGCAGCAGCUUCCACUCCAGGCUGCUGCUGCUUCUCGGCUUCUGCCUGGGCCUGCUGGUGGGUGGCGGCGAAGCAGGAUUUGCCUGCCUCAGCAAUCCCUGUGUGUUUGGUGUUUGCAUCGAUGGCCUGAACAGCUCGUACUCGUGCUACUGCAUUGAUGGCUAUACAGGGAUCCAGUGCCAAACGAAUUGGGAUGAAUGCUGGUCGGGGCCCUGUCAAAAUGGCGGGACAUGUGUGGACGGUGUGGCCUACUACAAUUGUACGUGUCCGGAAGGAUUUUCGGGCUCGCAGUGUGAGGAGAAUGUUGAUGAAUGCAUGUCGAAUCCCUGCCAGAAUGGCGGACAAUGUCGAGACCGAACUAAUGGCUAUAUAUGCACCUGCCAGCCGGGCUAUCUGGGGGAUCAUUGUGAGCUGGAUGUGGCCGUCUGCGAUACGGGAACCGGUGCCCGUUGCCAGCAUGGUGGCGAAUGCAUUGAAGGACCUGGCCUCGAGUUUACCUGCGAUUGUCCAGCCGGCUGGCAUGGACGCAUCUGUCAGGAGGAGAUCAACGAGUGUGAAUCGUCGCCGUGCCAGAAUGGCGGCGUUUGUGUCGACAAGUUGGCGGCCUAUGCCUGUGCCUGUCCCAUGGGCUACACGGGCAUCAAUUGCGAGGAGGAGAUACUCAUCUGUGCGGACAAUCCCUGCCAGAACAAUGCCCUCUGCCUCAUGGAGGAGGGCAUCCCCACGUGCUACUGUGUGCCCGACUAUCAUGGCGAAAAGUGCGAGUAUCAGUAUGAUGAAUGCCAGCUGGGGCCGCGUUGCAUGAACGGUGGCGUCUGCAUCGAUGGCGUGGAUACCUUCUCCUGCUCCUGCCCCCCGCUGCUCACCGGCAUGCUCUGCGAGUGUCUGAUGGUGGGUGAGGAGUCCUUGGACUGUAAUUACACUGCACCGGCCACCCAGGCACCGCCCACACGUGCCACAACCACAACAUCCACGCUGGCACCGCCCACGGUGCGGCCUGUCACGCCGCCAGAGACAACGCUUGCCCCACAGCUGCCCGAGGAGCCACAGACAACCACCGAGGGUGCAGCUGCAACUUCGGAGGAGGUUUCCGUGGAGCUUAAGCCACUGACAAUGGCACCACCCGAGAGCGGCAGUCACAGUGUGUCCGUGGAGCAGACGACAAUGGGUCGAGAGGUGCCCGAACCACAGCCAGAAACCACAGCAACUCCUGGGGUGAGUGCUCCCGCUUCUUCGGCUUCUUCCUCGGAGGAAGUACCCAGCAUCUACACCACUCUGCCGCCGCUGCCAGGUGUGCCACGCACCACAUCUGCCUCCGCGGAAGCCUCUGGCGAGGUUGUCACUUCCGAAGAAUACACGACAGUGCCCCGUUUCGAGGUGAGUGGCAGUGGCAGUGCCAGUGGCAGUGCCAGUGGCAGCGAAGAAGCCACCACAUUGCGUCCCACUGCACCACCCAGCAUCACCAUUGCCGUGGAUUAUGCCUCAAGCUCCUCCUCCUCGAGCUCGGAGUCCGCCGAACAGCUGCCCAUGGCCACUACGGCGGGGCCGAUCUUUGUGCAUCGCGUGACGACCAUCGAGACGAGCAUCUCCGUGGAUUAUGGCAGUGCCACGCCCACACCAACGCCCUACUAUCCACAGGAGACAACAACAACGCGAGUGGUGCCUGUGGCCAGGCCAAUAUUUGCCACAGAGCCACCGCUGGAAGUGGAGGAGACCACGUCCACGCAUCAUCUGUGGACAGAGGUGUCCACCACAGCGGCCCCCUUCUUCACGGAGUACCCCGCAGAGGUGAUGAUAACCACACAUCGAACGAGUGCUGGCAGAUUCACAACAGUCCAGCCACCAAUUCGUGGCACGACAAUCUCCUCCGCCUCACCCGAGGAAUACGAAACAUCCUCCUCCAUCGAGCUAUCCACGGUGCACACGCCGCUCGUUGUGGUGACCAUUCUGGACAGCAAUGCCAGCAUUCCGCAGCUGAUGACAACGACAGUGGUGCCGCCUGCCACGCAUCAUCAUCAUCACCAUCAUCAUCACGAUCAGGAGACAACAGUGCUGCCAGGAGAGAUUGUCAGCACGCUGCCAACACCCAGCGAGGAUCAUCACCAUCAUUAUCAUCCACACCACACGCCGCAUGUGGUGGCUACCACGCCCAUGCCGGUGGAGAUUACCACGGGAGUGCCCAUGCAGACAGAGGAUCUGAUUGGAGUGCAACAGCCAGCGCCAGAGACCACAGCAGCGCCGUACAUUCCGCCAGAGACAACAUUGCCGCCACCGACCACUCUUAGACCUGUGCCUCUGCCCACUCUCAGACCAACAGAACCACCCACAGCGGCUCCUACACUGCCACCCACUGCUGCUCCCACUUUGCCGCCCGCCACUCUGCCACCGCCAACGAUUCCACCAACGCCGCCAUCCACACAAUCCGCACAAACGCUGCCGCCACCCACGCACCACGCAGUCUACAGCACGCCCGAAGUGCCCGAAGUGCCGCCGGCACAGACCAGGCAGCCCGCAGUCACAGAGAGCAGCGAGGAGGUCGAGGGCUCCAACACAGUGGCCAGUGGAGGACGUCCGGGUGCUGGUGGUGUGCCCGAGGAGAAGGCCGGAGAUGUGGACUGCAUCAAGUUGGGCUGCUACAAUGGCGGCACCUGCGUAACCACAUCGGAGGGUUCCAGGUGCGUUUGUCGCUUUGAUCGCCAGGGACCGCUCUGUGAGCUGCCAAUCAUCAUACGGAAUGCAGCCUUUUCCGGCGACUCGUAUGUGUCGCAUCGCAUCUACAAGGACAUUGGACAGCACGAGGCCCUGGAUGCCGUGCUGCCCAUGCACAUACAGCUGAAGGUGCGAACAAGGGCCACUAAUGGACUGAUCAUGCUGGCCGCGGCCCAGGGCACAAAGGGUGGACACUACAUGGCGUUGUUCCUCCAAAAGGGACUGAUGCAGUUCCAGUUCUCGUGCGGAUUGCAGACGAUGCUGCUGAGUGAGCUGGAAACGCCUGUGAAUACGGGCCACGAAAUUACCAUUCGAGCUGAAUUGGACUUUAGCCGGAAUUACACACACUGCAAUGCCUCGCUGCUGGUGAACGACACAUUGGCCAUGUCCGGGGAUCAGCCGACGUGGCUGAAACUACUGCCCCAGCGACUGCAUACCCCGGAGGUGAUACUGAACACAUGGCUGCACUUGGGCGGUGCGCCCCAAGCGCCGAUUGGCCUGAUUAUCGAGUUGCCGCCAGCACAAAGCGGCACCGGCUUCACCGGAUGUCUCCACACGUUGCGCAUUAACGGACAAGGGCGCGAAAUAUUCGGCGACGCCCUGGACGGGUUUGGCAUUACGGAAUGCGGCUCAUUGGCCUGCCUGUCGAGUCCCUGUCGCAAUGGUGCCGCCUGCAUCAAGAUCGAAACGAAUGAUCUGGACGAGAAUGGCGAGAAGGCAGAGAAGUGGAAAUGUAAAUGCCCCACGGGCUAUAUGGGUCCCACCUGUGAGAUAUCCGUGUGCGAGGAUAAUCCCUGUCAAUAUGGUGGCACUUGUGUACAGUUCCCCGGCAGUGGCUAUCUGUGUCUGUGUCCGCUGGGCAAACAUGGACACUACUGCGAGCAUAAUCUCGAGGUGGCUCUGCCCUCCUUCUCUGGCAGCGUUAAUGGACUUUCCUCUUUUGUGGCCUACACCGUGCCCGUUCCCCUGGAGUACUCCCUCGAGCUGAGCUUCAAGAUCCUGCCACAGACCAUGUCGCAGAUCUCGCUGCUGGCAUUCCUCGGUCAAUCGGGCUAUCAUGAUGAGAAGAGCGAUCAUCUGGCCGUGAGCUUCAUACAGGGUUACAUUAUGUUAACCUGGAAUCUGGGUGCCGGUCCGCGUCGCAUCUUUACCCAGAAACCCAUCGACUUCCGGCUGGAUGCUCCACGAGUGCCCUACGAAAUCAAAGUUGGCCGCAUUGGACGUCAGGCUUGGCUUUCGGUGGAUGGAAAGUUCAACAUUACAGGACGUUCCCCGGGCAGUGUCAGCCGCAUGGAUGUGCUGCCAAUACUCUAUUUGGGUGGCCAUGAAAUUGCCAAUUUUAAUACCCUGCCACACGAUCUGCCGCUGCAUUCGGGUUUCCAGGGCUGCAUCUACGAUGUCCAGCUGAAGGCUGGCGCUGUCACAGUGCCCCUGCAGGAGACACGCGGCGUUCGUGGACGCGGAGUGGGUCAAUGUGGCACCAGGGAGUGUCAUCGACAUGCCUGCCAGCACGAUGGCGCCUGUCUGCAGCAUGGAGCAACCUUUACUUGCAUCUGCCAGGAGGGCUGGUAUGGCCCAUUGUGUGCACAGCCCACGAAUCCAUGCGAUUCGUUCAACAACAAAUGCUAUGAGGAUGCCACUUGUGUGCCACUGGUGAAUGGCUACGAAUGCGAUUGUCCUGUGGGUCGCACGGGCAAGAAUUGUGAAGAAGUAAUUCGCUCUCUCAGCGAUGUCUCACUCACCGGCAGACGCUCCUAUUUGGCCGUUCGCUGGCCCUAUCUCUACGAUGGCGGCGACAAACUCGGCGCCAAGCGUUCCCAAAUGGUCAGCUAUCGGAAUUUCACCAAGAAGUUAAUGCCCCCCAAGCCCAUCUCGACGCCCAGCACACACUUUGUGAUGAAGCUGCUCAAUGAGGUGGAGAAGCAGCGCAGCUUCUCGCCCGUGCCCCUCAUGGGUUCGAAGACCUUCGAGGAGCAUCAUCGCGUGCAAUUCUUCUUCAUUGAGUUCCAGCUGCGUCCGCUGUCGGAGCGUGGAUUGCUGCUCUACUUUGGUACCCUAAACAACAACCAGGACAAAAAGAUUGGCUUUGUGUCGUUAUCCCUGCAGGGUGGUGUGGUGGAAUUCCGCAUUUCGGGUCCCAGCACCCAUGUCACUGUGGUGCGGAGUGUCCGCAUGUUGGCCAUUGGCGAGUGGCACAAGAUCAAAAUGGCCCAAAGGGGUCGCUGGCUAACCCUGUGGGUGGAAGGCAGUGCCUCCUCGGCAUUGGCUCCUUCCGCAGAGGUUCUCGUGGAACCGGACUCUCUGCUGUACAUAGGUGGCCUCAAGGAUCUGUCCAAGCUGCCGCAUAAUGCCAUUUCGGGUUUCCCCAUACCCUUCCGUGGCUGUGUUCGCGGUUUGGUUGUCAGCGGCACAAGAAUUGUUUUGAAUGAAACCAAUAUUGUGGAAUCUCGUAAUAUUCGUGACUGCGAUGGCACUGCUUGUGGCGGUGAUUCCUGUGAAUCUGGUGGACACUGCUGGCUGGAUGAGAAACUGCAGCCUCAUUGCAUCUGUCCGGAGUAUGCCAAGGGCGAUCGUUGUGAAUAUUCCGAGUCCUGCAAGCUGAUACCCUGCAAAAACAAUGGUCGCUGCCUGCGCAGUGGUCGCUGCUCGUGUCCCAAUGGCUGGGGCGGUUUCUACUGUGAAAUUGCCAUGAGUAAACCAACAACACCGAGCUUCCGUGGCAACAGUUACCUGAUCUUGCCGCCACCCCGCAUACCCAUGAAAGACAAGCGGCGCGGACCCUCGCUCUAUGUGCGCCCCCGCGAAGCCAUUCAAAUCAGCCUCAAUUUCUCCACCAUCGAGCCGGACGGUCUGCUGCUCUGGAGCGAGCACGAUCGCCGCAAGUUCUUGGGCCUGGGCCUGGAGAAUGGCCACCUGAAGCUGGCCAGCAAUCUCUUGGGCAGCAACAACGACACGGUCCAGGCGCCAGCCAGUGGCUUCAUAGCCGAUGGCGCCUGGCACUGGACGAGUGUGCUCUUGGAUCGCACUCGACUGGAGCUGCAGCUGGAUGGUGAGGUGAUCUUUACGGAACGUUUGCCGGAGAACCCCAAUAGGCGGGAUGCCCCAACAACAACAACGCAGGCCACGGCUUUGGUGACCAGCAGGCGGCGAACGUCGGGCAAAGAGCCGACCAUUAGCUAUGAGGAUGUCUUUUAUUUGGGCGGCUUCCCCAAUCUGGAUUCGGUGAGCAAACGCACGCAGGGCCGCUACUUUGAGCCCUUCAAGGGCUGCCUGCAGGACAUACAGUUCGGGGCCGAACCAAAGGCCAUUAUCAGCGAUUUCUCGGCGUAUCAGGGCGAGAAUAUUGGCUCUUGUGAUCUUCACGGUGAUGAGCCGAUUGUUGUAUAAAAACAAACAAAAAACCGAGUAUCAAAAUAAUCAAAAAACAAAAAGAAGAUUCCAAAAAAAAGAGGGGGACGAUUGCAUGGAUGAAAAAGAAGAGAAGAAAACUACUUGUAAGCUAAGUGUUAAGGCGAGAUUAUUAUAGGACAUGGACGACAUAUUUCCCGGCAUCACUUUUUGGGGCAAAAGCUUUCGAUUAAAGAUCGAUUUAUUAAAAAGAGACAAGCAAAGGAACGUAAUUUUGUAAAUUUUAUAGAAAUAAAAACAGAAAAAACUGAAAAAAAGACAAAAAGCUUAGACUUAAAAAUAUCAUGGAAAUUGAAAAAGAAUUGAAAAGAAAGAAAACUAAACUCUUGAAUGAAAAUUAUAUAGUUUAGGAAGUAAAAACUAAAUCUAGUGAAUACCGAUUACCAGAUACAGAUAUAAUACUUCUCUUACGUAAGUGAUAUUUCAAAUGGAAUAAUGGAUAAAAAAAGAACCCCCUAAAACAAAAAGGAUCUUUAACUGAAUGUAUAUUUGUUUUUUGUUUGUUUGUUGAUUGAGAAAUUUUGUUAUGCUGUUAUAACUAUAAACUCUAUUUAUAUAAAGACUAUCCAGAAUUUGUGUUCUCUUUCGAUUCUAUUUACUCAAAACACUCUCUACGAAAACUGCCCUACGUUUCUGCCAUUUUUGAUUUGUUGAACUUUUAAAUGACUUUUAUCUAAGUUAAUAUUAUAACGUAUAAAAUAUUAUUGUUUUCCCUGUUAUCUGUAUACGUUAUAUAGCAUAAUGCUCUCUCCCGAUUGAAGCCAUUUAGUUGCCUUGUAGUAAGUUAGUGUAUAAUCUUGAUCUCUCUCUAAACUAUGAUUUAUCUAACUCAAAGCAAAC
Molecule: messenger RNA, 7594 nt
Organism: Drosophila subobscura
Lineage: Eukaryota; Metazoa; Arthropoda; Insecta; Diptera; Drosophilidae
Gene: eys
Product: protein eyes shut
Exons: 13
Coding region: 161-6733 (2190 amino acids)
Biological process (GO): heterophilic cell-cell adhesion; establishment or maintenance of epithelial cell apical/basal polarity
Cellular component (GO): plasma membrane; protein-containing complex
Molecular function (GO): calcium ion binding
Source: RefSeq, a predicted model, not a curated record